Messenger RNA from Prosopis cineraria, 1226 nucleotides. RefSeq names its product lactoylglutathione lyase GLX1-like. The record is from RefSeq and is a predicted model, not a curated record. Gene Ontology annotation, cellular component: cytoplasm. Gene Ontology annotation, molecular function: metal ion binding; lactoylglutathione lyase activity. Lineage: Eukaryota; Viridiplantae; Streptophyta; Magnoliopsida; Fabales; Fabaceae. Bases 161 to 1030 code for a protein of 289 amino acids. The transcript is spliced from 9 exons.
UGCCAGGUGGACAAUCCACCUGACAGGCGUUAGGCUUGCGAUAACUCUCGUCACAGCCGCAGGAUAAUAUUUAGUAACGCACAGUGUUAGCGUUUGAGAUCAUUCUAGGGUGUCUCCUCUGCCUCUUCCACUCGAUCGUCACUCUCGCUGCUCUAACAAUAUGGCUGAGACUACACCAGUUGCUCCUAGUCCUGAACUGUUGGAAUGGCCAAAGAAAGACAAGCGCCGCCUCCUUCAUGCUGUCUACCGUGUUGGUGAUCUUGAUCGCACCAUCGAGUUUUAUACUGAAUGUUUUGGAAUGAAGCUUUUGAGGAAAAGAGAUGUUCCUGAGGAAAAAUACUCCAAUGCUUUUCUUGGAUUUGGCCCCGAAGAAAACCAUUUUGUAGUGGAAUUAACAUAUAAUUAUGGGGUGACCUCAUAUGAUAUUGGAACUGGCUUUGGACAUUUCGCAAUUGCAACCCCAGAUGUUUACAAAAUGGUUGAAGACAUACGGGCCAAGGGUGGAAACAUCACUAGGGAGCCUGGUCCAGUUAAGGGUGGGACCACCGUCAUUGCAUUUGUGAAGGACCCUGAUGGUUACAUAUUUGAGAUCAUCCAAAGAGAAUCAACCCCUGAGCCACUGUGUCAAGUGAUGCUUCGUGUUGGUGAUUUAGAGCGCUCAAUUAAGUUUUAUGAAAAGGCUUUGGGUAUGAAGGUGGUAAAGAAGGUCGAUAGGCCUGAAUACAAGUACACAAUAGCCAUGCUUGGGUAUGCAGAGGAGCAUGAGACAACUGUCUUGGAGUUGACAUAUAACUAUGGUGUCUCUGAAUACACUAAGGGAAAUGCAUAUGCGCAGGUUGCUAUUGGCACUGACGAUGUAUACAAGAGCGCUGAGGUAGUCAACCAUGUCAUACAAGAGUUAGGAGGGAAGAUUACUCGGCAACCAGGGCCAAUUCCUGGCCUUAACACGAAAAUCACUUCUUUCUUGGAUCCAGAUGGUUGGAAAACUGUGCUUGUUGACAAUGAAGAUUUCCUGAAGGAAUUGAAGUGAAGAGUGACGGCUUUGCUAGUGCUUUUGUAAUAAAGUUGUCUAUCAUCGGUGGUCAUUAAACGUCUGUGUCUGCUUCUCUAGUAUUUGCUUGUGGCGAUGUGGUUGUGCAGUUGUCUCGAAACGUGCUUGAUGGUGUCAUCUAUUACCUAAAUAUGAUAAAUCUAUCUAUAGAAAUCUCUCUUUGGUUGUUUCAGAA